Molecule: messenger RNA, 712 nt
Organism: Oryza sativa Japonica Group (Japanese rice)
Lineage: Eukaryota; Viridiplantae; Streptophyta; Magnoliopsida; Poales; Poaceae
Source: RefSeq, a predicted model, not a curated record
CAGGAAAGACCGAACACUGCACUGCACAACACAAGCGUCGUCUUCAGGCCGUACGUGACAAACCUCAGCAGGCGAGUGUCAUGGCCUCCGAAGGCGCCGUGAGCCCGGCGUUCGCCUACACCGUCGUCUACGUCAAGGACGUCGCCAAGUCGGCCGCCUUCUACUCCGCCGCGUUCGGCUACACCGUCCGCCGCCUCGACCAAUCCCACAAGUGGGCGGAGCUGGAGAGCGGGACGACGACGAUCGCGUUCACGCCGCUGCACCAGAGGGAGACGGACGCGCUGACGGGCGCGGUGCAGCUGCCGGACUCGGCCGGCGAGCGGGGGCCCGUGGAGAUCUGCUUCGACUACGCGGACGUCGACGCGGCGUACCGGCGGGCCGUGGACAGCGGCGCCGUGCCGGUGAGCCCGCCGGAGCAGAAGAGCUGGGGCCAGAAGGUCGGGUACGUCAGGGACAUCGACGGGAUCAUCGUGCGCAUGGGCAGCCACGUCCGCGCGUAGCGGCCAUGCGCCUGCUCGGUUGGGGGAUUUUAGCCGUGUAUGUUCAAUAAUGUGAACUGUUCUCCACUGAUCUGUUGAUAUAUGGAAUAAAACUGUGAUCUCGUUGGUUGUGGUCUGUACUCCAAAGUCCAAACGAGAAAAAAUGGCCAUGUUUGAUGUAUGAUGUGUUCAAUCAUGAAUCACAUGGGUAAGGAUAGGAAUAAGUUCACUUU